AUGGCGAAUGCUUGCAAUGAAAGUGAAGUCCUUGACGGCAGUGACCGUGAGGAAGAUAUGGUUAUAGGGGCUGAAUUCAAAACUUUCCAAUGUGAGACCCAGCAAGAAUUGCGGGAGGUCCAAGAGACUCUUGCUAGGCUGACGACAGGGAGUAAUCAACGGGGCGACAAUCCUAUGGGUCGUCAACCUUACUCAAAGUGGGCUGAAGUUUUUCGUGAAUGCCAUCCAGAGAAUCCACGUAGGCAACUAGCCUAUGAGAAUAACUCGAGUGAGGAUGAGAAAGAUGCUGAAGCCAUACUCCAGAAUACUCGAAGGGGUUACCAAGGGGAACAAGAUCGACAAACCUUUCAUGUAGAUCUCCUCAAUACUUUUUUUCUUUUAUUUUCUUUCUUGGUGGUGGUGGUGAUGGAAUACCAUAUGGUAUUUGUGAUUUCCACCGUAUGGAGCGAGCUUAAGGUGGUGGUGCAACGUAAGGAACAGAGGAGGGGUUGGAAGGGGAUCUACAAUCGUAAUUGGUGA
Molecule: messenger RNA, 519 nt
Organism: Ilex paraguariensis (yerba mate)
Lineage: Eukaryota; Viridiplantae; Streptophyta; Magnoliopsida; Aquifoliales; Aquifoliaceae
Source: the annotation of a GenBank genome assembly